AAAAAACAAUCAAGAGCUCCAAUAAGUCUCAACCAUUGGAGAUGCUCUAACAAAGUUAUACAGAAGCAAAAUAAAAAUUCUUCUCUCUCAGUCUCCUCUUAAUUUCAAUCUCUCCCCAUCUCUAAAAUAUUCACCACAAAGCAUAAGAAUUGAAGGAAGCAGAAUGAAUUUGUGGUAUAUCAUUGUUGCAAUCGUCAUCUUUGCAUCUAUAAUGAUUGCAAAGAAGACGAGAAAGACAAAGAAAAAUCUACCACCUGGACCACCAAGACUUCCUAUAAUUGGCAACUUGCACCAAUUGGGAUCGCAACCUCAUCGUUCGAUGUUCAAGUUAUCUGAAAAGUAUGGAUCUCUUAUGUCCCUCAAGUUUGGAAACGUAUCUACCGUUGUGGCGUCAACUCCAGAGACAGUGAAGGAUGUCUUAAAAUCGUUGGACGCAGAUUGUUGUUCGCGACCUUACAUGACUUACGCUGCAAGGAUUACAUACAAUUUAAACGAUCUAGCGUUUUCUCCUUAUAGCAAAUAUUGGAGGGAAGUACGAAAGAUGACGAUUGUUGAACUCUACACGGCCAAAAGGGUUAAAUCAUUUCGACAUAUAAGAGAAGAAGAAGUGGCCUCUUUCGUCGAUUUCAUCGAGCAGUCUGCUUCAUUGGCAAACCCGGUUAACUUGAACAAGAAGUUAAUGCAAUUGUCAGGCAGUGUGAUUUGUAGAGUCGGAUUUGGGAUAAAUCUUGAAGACAGCAAACUCAAAAAUACUUAUGAGGAAGUCAUUCAAGGAACCAUGGAGGUGUUAGGAAGUUUCGCAGCUGCGGAUUACUUCCCGGUUAUUGGUCAACUCAUCGAUAGGAUCACAGGGUUACAUAGCAAAUGCGAGAAGGUCUUUAAAGCUAUGGAUUCAUUUUUCGACCAAUCUAUUAAACAUCACCUAGAAGAUGAGAGUAUUAAAGAUGAUAUCAUUGCCUUGCUCCUCAAAAUGGAAAAGGGAGAAACUGGACUUGGAGAGUUUCAACUUACUCGAAAGCACACCAAAGGAAUUCUUCUAAAUGUUCUUAUUGCUGGAAUAGACACUUCUGGCCACACAAUAACAUGGGUGAUGACACAUUUGAUUGCAAACCCAAGAGUUAUGAAGAAAGUGCAAGCCGAGGUGAGAGAAGUGAUCAAAAACAAAGAUAAUAUCACAGAAGAAGAUAUCGAACGACUCCAGUAUCUGAAGAUGGUGAUCAAAGAAUCAUUUAGGAUAAACCCACUUGUGCCACUUCUAAUUCCAAGAGAGGCUUCAAAAGAUGUAAAGAUCGCAGGUUAUGACAUUCCAAAGAAAACAUGGAUCCAUGUCAACAUUUGGGCUGUUCAUAGGAAUCCAAACGUUUGGAAAGAUCCAGAAGCUUUCAUCCCUGAGAGGUUUAUGGACAAUGAGAUUGACUAUAAAGGUCUAAACUUUGAGUUGUUGCCGUUUGGUAGCGGAAGGAGGAUGUGCCCUGGUCUAGGAAUGGGUAUGGCUUUGGUACACUUGACUCUUACCAACCUUCUUUAUCGAUUCGACUGGAAGCUUCCAGAAGGAAUGGAGGUAGAAGAUGUUGAUCUUGAAGAAUCAUAUGGACUUGUAUGUCCCAAGAAAGUUCCACUUGAGCUUAUCCCGGUUCUCACCCAAUGGACUUGACUUCAAUUUAUAUUUUCAUAGCUAAAAAUGUAAACUUUGUAAGUAUUUUAAGGUCUUAUCAAUGUAUAUAAAUAAGGAAAUUGUUUGAUGGAUCUCGUUUAAUACAUUUUCUCCGGUAA
Eutrema salsugineum is the source of this 1773-nucleotide messenger RNA. Its product is annotated as cytochrome P450 71B14. Lineage: Eukaryota; Viridiplantae; Streptophyta; Magnoliopsida; Brassicales; Brassicaceae. Gene Ontology annotation, molecular function: heme binding; oxidoreductase activity, acting on paired donors, with incorporation or reduction of molecular oxygen; iron ion binding. The transcript is spliced from 3 exons. The record is from RefSeq and is a predicted model, not a curated record. The coding region runs from base 164 to 1654 and encodes 496 amino acids.